Messenger RNA from Myripristis murdjan (pinecone soldierfish), 3122 nucleotides. RefSeq names its product ephrin A4 (gene efna4). Gene Ontology annotation, biological process: ephrin receptor signaling pathway; axon guidance. Gene Ontology annotation, cellular component: plasma membrane. Bases 431 to 1042 code for a protein of 203 amino acids. The record is from RefSeq and is a predicted model, not a curated record. Gene Ontology annotation, molecular function: ephrin receptor binding. NCBI's taxonomy places the organism in Eukaryota, Metazoa, Chordata, Actinopteri, Holocentriformes, Holocentridae. The transcript is spliced from 5 exons.
CAGAUGGCACCUCUCAAUUGAUUAUCUAACCCUAUCAGUGUAUGCACAAUCCUGACCUUUAAACUCAGAUUUGGACUUUAUUUUUUAAAUUCCUUUUUUUUUUUUUUCCUCAGUGACGACAUCCCAUCCCAGCAGCAUCAUGCGGAACCUGGACCAACUUUUCACUGUGGAAGUUAAUACGUUUCAUUCUGCAGCCUGGGGCAAUUAACUUUUUUUGUUGUUGUUGUUUGAGCGACUUUACUCCAUUUAUUUUGAGGCAUCAUGCAGAAAUUAAUGCUGACAACGUAAAGAGGUUGUAUCCGCUCACUUGACGGAGGAACUUUUGGGAUCCUGGAAGUUGCUGCACCGGGAGCCCCUUACCUGUCACCGACCUUCACACCACUCCCACCCGGUGCUGGCUGAGCCUCCCCGCCGCCCUCAGGCAGCAGUGAUGGGGUCUCUGUGGACACCGGGAGCUAUCAGUGCAUGGAAAGCCACACUGUUCCUCUUCAACAUCAUAUCCACUGCCAUGGCCAAAAGACACGUCGUCUACUGGAACUCUACAAACACAAGGUUAACAGCGGGCGAUCUGUCCGUCCAGGUGAAUUUGAAUGAUUACCUGGACAUCUACUGUCCCCACUACCCUGCUGAGGAGGCUCAGGGCCCGGGACAGCCGGAGACCCUGGCCCUCUACCUGGUGGCAGAGAAGUCCUUCCAGGGCUGUGUGGAGACCAGGGGGGCCAUCAAGAGGUGGGAGUGUAACACCCCCCACGCUCCCUUUGGACCAGUGCGGUUCUCCGAGAAGAUCCAGCGCUUCACGCCGUUCUCCCUGGGAUUUGAGUUUCUUCCUGGGCACCACUACUACUACAGCUCUCUGCCUACAGAUGAAGGCCCUCCUCUGCCAUGUAUGAAGUUGCGUGUCACCGUGUGCUGUGCUCCCACAUCAGAGGGAUCAAAACAGAAACAAGAAACUGUAGCGCCUCGCAGUAUUGCGUGUUCGUUGAGGAAAGCAUCGCCUCCACUCCUCCUCAUCUUCUUCAUCUUCCUCCAGCUGCCUGUCUGACUUGCCUCUUCCACUCUCGCAGCCGCUCUCUGCGGGAUCGGGGGAUAUUACUCAGACAUUGAACUGCACAAUGCAAUCUAUGCUAAGCUAUUGCAAAAUGACACAUAAUACCUACAGUACAGUGUGUGUGGCUGUCUACUUGUGAUUCUCCAUAAAGAAUCGGGCGUCUUCUUGAAACCGAGCCACAGUGACUCAGGGACUGAUGCACCGAAUCACUGUGAAUCAUUUCUUGUUGUUUUCCUGGCUCCCCCCACCCCUCCCGCCCCAAUCCCACACUCCCCUCACCUGUUGUGUAAGCUGUUUGUCAGAAGUAAUGCACACUAAGUAUUACACAAUUAUACACAGUCGUACGAUCCAUGUUCCUCUCCAGCUGCAGAACAAAGAGUCCUUUUAGAUUUAUUUCAUCUAAGCUUUCUCAUUUUUUUUCUGUGUCCCUUACUUGCAAGUUUUCUUUACUUCCAAACAACCUCUGUCCUGUCCUCUACCUGCCUGCAGCUGAAAAGUGGCCAAGCAGACACAUGCUACUGAACUGAGAUAGUUUCUGGCUUUUUUUUUUUUCUUUUUUCUAACUGUCUCAUGUGCAUCUGAGUGCCACAAAUAUGUUGUCUGACUUUUGUAAAUCAGAUAGAAUUAGGAAAUAAAAGCAAUCUGGAAGAAAUUAGGAAUGAUCUGGAAGAGUCAGGCAGGGCUGCUGCGCCCCCUACUGGGAUCAAACUGGUUGUACUGGAGUCUGGACUGGGCUGGCCGUAAAACCAGCUGCUCACAAACUGGACACUACACUCUGGUGCCAUAUGGUGAUGCAAACUGUCUCUAACUGGACCUGGGAGCGGGUUUAGCGCUUUUUGACUGGACCCCCUGUUGUUCUGCCUCGCCAGCCCUCUCUCUCCUUCAGACUGAAAAGCAGGAGAGAGGGGAUUAUGGAUAAACAGAGGGCAUCAACUCAUCUCACCCCACUGAGCAGGCUGCCGACCGCUGAGGCUGGUUGGUCAGUGCUCCUGCUGACAAACCAGGUGUGCAGAUAUCCAAAAUGUCUGCUGAGUACUUAACCAUUUAAUAAUGGGAGCCCACCAACUUUUUUUUUUUAAUUAAUUAUUUGUAAAACACAUGAUCCUCAGUUUUAAGUUUCAUAUGCAAUGUUUUUCUGGCAACUUUCUGUUAUUUAAUGGCAAAAAUCAGACAACAAGCAAAUAAAUUUUGGCAUAGAUAAACAUCAGAUUAUAUAUAUACAUAUAUCCUGGAUUUAUAUUCAUACUGUAUAUUGAUGUGUUCUGAAUAUUCUCUGUUGCAAAAUGUCAGUUUUCAUGCAUCAAAUGUUUUGAAUAUGGAGUAUAAUACAUUUGGAACUGAGGAUUUUUAUUUCUUUUUUAAUUUGUGUUUUUUGGUUUAUAAUUAUUGCUGGAAUUGGCUCUCAGUUAUUUAGAAAUAAUAUCUCCAUCUGUCAUUUUUAAUAGAUUUAUUAACAAUCGAUUUAAUAUCAUUAAAUUUUGUUUUGUGUAAAAAUUGGAGAUAAUAUAGAUGUACAUCAAAGUGUGUAUUUUUCAUUGCCAUUAAAUUAAAUCUGAUAUUUAUGAAAAUGAAUAACUAUUCAGCCACCGUAUUAAACAGUAAGUAUGAUUGACUUGUGCUCACAAAAUUCAGCCAUCAUAAAUUUUGCCGUUUAUUUCUCAUUAAAAAAAAAAAAAAAAAAAUACUUGGUUAGCACUUACUCAGUAUGUUUUUUUUGUUGUUUUUUUUUUUUCUCAACACAUAUGGAUCUCAAAAUGCUGUAAAUCAUACCAUUCAUCUCAUCUCUGUUUUAUGCUGUUCAUUCCCUUCAUGGGUGACAAAGAAAACUGCUGUCUGAAACCUUGUUUAAUAACUUCAGAGAUGCCUGAUGUCGAACUUUACAAUCAUUUAUUAGUAGGAUUUUUUUUUUUUUUUUUUUUUUUUUUUUUUUUGCUUUGUGUGUAAUUUCUCCUGUUUGCUUUUUCACAUUUUUGUGAAGAAUGUCGCGUCUUCUGUGAAGAGCCAAACUGCAAUCUGAGCCUUUUUUACAUGGCAAGACAACAAAAUAAAUACGAUUGCGUUGAAACAAUUGUAA